UAUUCGGCUCCGGGCGUGGGCAGCGUCUAGUCGCGUCACUCGAGCUCCGUCGCCCCGUUUUGUGCGUCACGGGUGGCGGGAGCGGGAAGGAAUUCGGAUUGUCGCGCCUCUGCUCGGGCGGAGAGAGUGCGGUCUGCACCCCGAUUCCGGACCCUUAGGCCUGUGAACCCUGCUGCAAGUCCGAGCCUUCCCUCUCGGCCUCCGUCUCGGUCGUGCCGGCGCCUCGCAGCUGCAGCUCCGCCUGGAAUUAGCGCCUCAGCCACUAGCGGCGAUGCAUGUAAUCAAGCGAGAUGGCCGCCAAGAGCGAGUUAUGUUUGAUAAAAUUACAUCUCGAAUUCAGAAGCUUUGUUAUGGACUCAAUAUGGACUUUGUUGAUCCUGCUCAAAUCACCAUGAAGGUAAUCCAAGGCCUCUACAGUGGGGUCACUACGGUGGAACUGGAUACAUUAGCUGCUGAGACAGCUGCCACCUUGACUACUAAGCAUCCUGACUAUGCCAUCUUGGCAGCAAGGAUUGCAGUCUCCAACUUACACAAAGAAACAAAGAAAGUGUUUAGUGAUGUGAUGGAAGACCUCUACAACUACAUCAAUCCACAUAAUGGCAAACAUUCUUCCAUGGUGGCCAAAUCAACACUGGAUAUUGUUUUGGCCAAUAAAGAUCGCCUGAAUUCUGCUAUUAUCUAUGACCGAGAUUUCUCUUACAAUUACUUUGGCUUUAAGACAUUGGAGAGGUCCUAUUUGUUAAAGAUCAAUGGAAAAGUGGCUGAAAGACCACAGCAUAUGUUGAUGAGGGUGUCUGUGGGGAUUCACAAAGAAGACAUUGAUGCUGCAAUCGAAACAUACAACCUUCUUUCAGAGAAGUGGUUCACUCAUGCCUCACCUACUCUCUUCAAUGCUGGCACUAACCGUCCACAGUUGUCAAGUUGCUUCCUUCUGAGCAUGAAAGAUGACAGCAUUGAAGGAAUUUAUGACACUCUAAAGCAAUGUGCAUUGAUUUCUAAAUCUGCUGGUGGAAUUGGUGUUGCUGUGAGUUGUAUUAGGGCUACUGGCAGCUACAUUGCUGGGACUAAUGGCAAUUCCAAUGGCCUUGUGCCAAUGCUGAGGGUGUAUAACAACACAGCUCGAUAUGUGGACCAAGGUGGAAAUAAGCGUCCUGGGGCAUUUGCUAUUUACCUAGAACCUUGGCAUUUAGACAUCUUUGAAUUCCUUGAUUUAAAGAAGAACACAGGAAAGGAAGAGCAGCGUGCCAGAGAUCUUUUCUUUGCUCUUUGGAUUCCAGAUCUUUUCAUGAAACGAGUGGAGACUAAUCAGGACUGGUCUUUGAUGUGUCCAAAUGAAUGUCCUGGUCUGGAUGAAGUUUGGGGAGAGGAAUUUGAGAAGUUAUAUGAAAGUUAUGAGAAACAGGGCCGUGUCCGCAAAGUGGUAAAAGCUCAGCAACUUUGGUAUGCCAUUAUUGAGUCUCAGACAGAGACGGGCACCCCAUAUAUGGUCUACAAAGAUUCCUGUAAUCGGAAGAGCAACCAGCAGAAUCUGGGAACAAUCAAAUGCAGCAACCUGUGUACAGAAAUAGUAGAGUAUACUAGCAAAGAUGAGGUUGCAGUGUGUAACUUGGCUUCCUUGGCCCUGAAUAUGUAUGUCACAUCAGAACACACGUAUGAUUUUAAGAAGUUGGCUGAAGUCACUAAAGUCGUUGUUCGUAAUUUGAAUAAAAUUAUUGACAUAAACUACUACCCUAUUCCAGAGGCAAGCUUAUCAAAUAAACGCCAUCGCCCCAUUGGAAUUGGGGUUCAAGGUCUAGCAGAUGCCUUUAUCCUGAUGAGAUACCCUUUUGAGAGUCCAGAAGCUCAGUUAUUAAAUAAGCAAAUCUUUGAAACUAUUUAUUAUGGAGCCCUGGAAGCCAGUUGUGACCUAGCCAAGGAGUAUGGCCCGUAUGAAACCUAUGAAGGCUCUCCAGUAAGCAAAGGAAUUCUUCAGUAUGAUAUGUGGAAUGUUACUCCUACCGACCUAUGGGACUGGAAACUUCUCAAGGAGAAGAUUGCAAAGUAUGGUAUAAGAAACAGCCUGCUUCUUGCCCCGAUGCCUACUGCUUCAACUGCUCAGAUCCUGGGAAAUAAUGAGUCCAUUGAACCUUAUACCAGUAACAUCUAUACUCGCAGAGUCUUGUCAGGAGAAUUUCAGAUUGUAAAUCCUCACUUAUUGAAAGAUCUUACUGAACGGGGCUUGUGGAAUGAAGAGAUGAAAAACCAGAUUAUUGCUUGCAAUGGCUCCAUCCAGAGCAUACCAGAAAUUCCUGAUGAUUUGAAACAACUUUAUAAGACUGUGUGGGAAAUCUCUCAGAAAACUGUUCUUAAGAUGGCGGCCGAGAGAGGUGCCUUCAUUGAUCAAAGUCAGUCUUUGAACAUCCAUAUUGCGGAACCUAACUAUGGCAAACUCACUAGUAUGCACUUCUACGGCUGGAAGCAGGGUUUAAAGACUGGGAUGUAUUAUUUAAGGACAAGACCUGCAGCUAACCCAAUCCAAUUCACCAUAAAUAAAGAAAAGCUGAGAGAUAAAGAAAAGACAUUGAAAGAAGAAGAGGAGAAGGAGAGGAACACAGCAGCCAUGGUGUGUUCUUUGGAGAACAGAGAUGAGUGUCUGAUGUGUGGGUCCUGAGGAAAGGCUGAAAAGAGAUCAGCACAUCAUCCAGAGCAGACCAACUUGAUUGAGUGUAGAUAGACAUAGUGGGUUUGCUUGAAAUGGUAAGGCUUUGCUGGACUUCACUGCAACAAAAGGAGCAAUUGAUUUAAAGUAGUUUCUACAUAGUGUGAAGAUAAUGAUUUUUUAAAAGUAAAAAACACCAAAAUAUUUUGGGAAUCAAAGUGGAGUUUUAGGGUUGCAAAAGAAGUCAUCGUGGAACUAGGAAGUGAUUUGGUAAGGUUUCAUCAACCCUUCUAGCAUUCCUUUUCUGAUGAUUUCAGUUUGGGUAAGGACACUGAUUUGAGUUUUGUUGCUUCUACUGGUUUCCUGGACUCAAAACUCACUGAUAACCCACGAGAACUGUGGAUAAGGAGUCAAGUUCUAUAGGUCAUUCUGAAAUAAAGACAAACAUUUCUAAA
Molecule: messenger RNA, 3093 nt
Organism: Dipodomys spectabilis (banner-tailed kangaroo rat)
Lineage: Eukaryota; Metazoa; Chordata; Mammalia; Rodentia; Heteromyidae
Gene: Rrm1
Product: ribonucleotide reductase catalytic subunit M1
Exons: 19
Coding region: 272-2650 (792 amino acids)
Biological process (GO): deoxyribonucleotide biosynthetic process; DNA replication
Cellular component (GO): ribonucleoside-diphosphate reductase complex
Molecular function (GO): ATP binding; ribonucleoside-diphosphate reductase activity, thioredoxin disulfide as acceptor
Source: RefSeq, a predicted model, not a curated record